Messenger RNA from Candida dubliniensis CD36, 462 nucleotides. RefSeq names its product Asg7p (gene ASG7). The transcript has a single exon. Bases 1 to 462 code for a protein of 153 amino acids. Lineage: Eukaryota; Fungi; Ascomycota; Pichiomycetes; Serinales; Debaryomycetaceae. The record is from RefSeq and is a predicted model, not a curated record.
AUGAGAAUAUUAAAAGUCGAUAAUCGGGUUAAACAACUAGAAACUCCAAAUGAAUACAAUUAUGACUCUUUGAAAGCUUGUAAAUGUGAUUCCUGUGAUUAUUGGUCAAGCUUGAGUCCUAAUCAAUCGAGCGGUUUAUUUUUAGGUAUAUUGAUCCCAAUCAUUUGGUUAAUCAACUUAUUCAGAAUCAUCAAAUGUUUAUAUUUUAUAAACAAUGAACCAUUAGCAACCACGGAAUACCUUCAAAUUUUUAAAUCCAAAAUCAGAAUGAAAAGUAAUGUCCCAUUAACAUCUCAUUACAUCAAUUAUCAUAACAAUAAUAGAGUUGAAAUGUAUAGUUGCUUAGGUCAUAUUUUGACUGCUAUAAUAAUUUAUGGAUUAGUUAUAUUUGGAAUUGUAAUGGCUUUUGUAAAGUCAACAAGAGUUAUGAUUUGGCCACAAACUGAUAUUAUGUAUUUAUAG